Molecule: messenger RNA, 1619 nt
Organism: Labrus bergylta (ballan wrasse)
Lineage: Eukaryota; Metazoa; Chordata; Actinopteri; Labriformes; Labridae
Product: adenosine receptor A1-like
Biological process (GO): G protein-coupled adenosine receptor signaling pathway
Cellular component (GO): synapse; plasma membrane; dendrite
Molecular function (GO): G protein-coupled adenosine receptor activity
Source: RefSeq, a predicted model, not a curated record
CCUACUCACAGACGCGCAACACAAGUAAUAAUAAAUCAUUUGCUGGAUUGGAAGCACAAUGGAUGUAGCAGCAGUGAUCUACACAUUAAUGGAGGUGCUCAUCGCUGUUUGCUGCUGUCUUGGUAAUGUGUUGGUGAUUUUGGCACUUUGGACCAGUAAGUGCAUUAAGCAGCCUACCUUCUGCCUGAUUGUGUCUCUGGCUGUGGCUGACUUAAUGGUCGGCUGUGUGUCCAUUCCGGUGGCAGUUGUGGUGGACGGACGAGUGAAGACUUCAUUUCACGUUUGCCUCUUCCUCAGCUGUGUGGAGAUCCUGUUCACCGUGGUAUCUGUUAUGUGUCUUGUCGCUAUCACAGUGGAUAGAUUCCUCCGGGUGUACAUCCCUCUUAGGUACAAAAGAACAGUAACACCGAGACAUUCCAGACUUGUGGUAGCAGCAUGCUGGCUUGUUGCAAUACCACUAAGUUUUGCUCCCAUGCUUGGAUGGCAUAACCAUGAAACAUUAUCUAAGACAGUCAACUCUACUUUGACCUGCCAGUUUACAGCUGUUAUCCCCAUGUCCUAUCUGGUUUACUUCAACUUUUUUCUGUGCACCCUGACACCUCUGUUGGUGAUGACUGCACUGUACGGCUACGUCUUCUGUGCGAUCAGAGGAAACCUCCGAGAGAGACCAGGCAACGGUACCCAACAACAGUCUCAGAACUACCUUAAGAAAGAGAAAGAGCUGGCACUAUCUCUGUCUCUGGUCCUGGCUCUGUUUGCCCUGUCCUGGCUCCCUCUCCACAUCAUGAACUGCAUUGCUCACUUUGAUAAGAAGACUCAUGUACCAGGCACCACAUUCUAUGUUGGCAUCCUGCUUUCUCAAGCAAACUCAGCUGUAAACCCAGUUGUGUAUGCAUUCAAGAUAGAAAAGAUCAAGAAGGCGUACCUGAAGAUCUGGAGACGGAUUAUUUCUCGUGGAGAAGAAAAUCAAGAACCACAGACGAACCAGUCGACUGACAACAAUUUGAGUAUCUGAAACAGUGUGGUGAAAAAUUAGUGACAUUUAUACAAAAACUUGUCUUACUGUGUCUGUUUGAAUAUCUGAGCUCAUUGUAAAAUACCAUGAGUGAUACAUUUUCUUUGACUCAUCAGGAUGUUUUUAUUUUAUUGUAUUAUAUGUGUAUUCUUGAAAUUCAGUAUAAAAUGUUUUUGUGUUAUCAUCUAUAUUUGUACUUUUGUGGUUUACAGAGUUUUACCUAACUAACUACUUUUUCUUCUAAAUUGCCUGAGCUUUUCUGUUUAGUUUUGCAUUUAGGUUUGUAUUUUGAUCAGUAAAAACCUUCAGUUUGUCAUCAGCAUCUAUGUGUACAAUUUCCACGGCUGUCAGUCUUUUAGCAAGGCUGGAUGAAAUACUCUCUGUACAGUAUGCUCUACAAUUUAAUACAUGAAAAUGACAAUUUUAUAUCUGUCUGUAAAACAGCAUCAAAAAAGUGUACUGUCUGAAAUGUGUUUUAUUUAAAGGUAGUUUCGGGGCAUGGAGGAAGUGAGAAUUUCCUGACACAUGCUGUAGAGAAGGCCUGUUUCUGCUUAGGGCAGUUGUUUUUUUGUAGCCAUGAAUUAAAUACUGAUUUUUUAAAACA